GUGCCAAUAAUCGUCUCAUUACAAGUCAAGCAAAUGCUUCAUUUUGCAAUAAAAGUUAACAAAUUUCUAUGACGUAGGAAAAUAUUUAUUAAAAAAUGAGGUGUGUACAGUGUAAUUGUGUCUUGAAGUAAAGAAGAGCACCUGAAACGCUGUGUUUAGUUCCAUCAAACAAUCCAUGGCUGCCGCUACCCAAAUGCAACAAGAAGAUGAAAACGCCACCUUCUUCGUAGCGGUUCACGUCGGCGCGGGAUACCACGCGCCUUCCAACGAGAAAGCCCUCAGGUCCGCCAUCAAACGCGCUUGUCUCGCUGCCGCUUCACUUCUCCGCAAGGGUUCUGGUAGAUGUAUAGAUGCUGUUACGGCUGCUAUUCAAGUCUUGGAGGAUGACCCAAGCACGAAUGCGGGUAGAGGCUCCAAUUUGACAGAAGAUGGUCAUGUAGAAUGCGAUGCCAGUAUUAUGGAUGGAAGUUCUGGAGUUUUUGGAGCUGUUGGAGCAAUUCCAGGUGUCAGAAACCCCAUCCAGGUUGCUGCUUUAUUGGCCAAGGAGCAAAUGAUGGGAUCUUCUCUGUUGGGCCGAAUACCUCCCAUCUUCCUGGUUGGUGAAGGUGCCCGCAUAUGGGCGAAGUCCAAGGGCAUUGCUUUGACAUCAAGCACGUCAGCUGCUGAUGAGUGGCUGGUGACAGAAAGGGCAAAAGCACAAUGGAAAAAGUACAAAGCAAUGGUAGAUGAUGCAAAAGGAAAGACAGAAAAAUCUGCUUUUGGACUUUCUUGCUGUCCUCAAGAGACUGCUGGAAUGUCAGAAUUAGAAGGUCAGCCAUGUGAUUCUUUGAAGAGUAAUGGGGCUGAAGAUGAUUGCGUCAUGGACACUGUUGGAGUUAUUUGUGUGGAUGCUGAAGGACAAAUAGCUUCUGGUGCCUCAAGUGGGGGUAUUGCUCUGAAGGUUGGUGGGCGAGUGGGAUUAGCAGCAAUGCAUGGUUCAGGUUGUUGGGCAUCCUCCAAAGGUUUUUUUGGGGCCCCAUGUGUAGUUGGCUGUUGUGUAAGUGGUGCUGGAGAAUAUCUAAUGAAAGGAUUUGCAGCUCGGGAGUGCUGCGUCUCUUUGUCACUUUCACAGGCAGGUCCUGCCUCUGCUUGCAUGAAAGUUUUACGCUCUGUUGUUCAAGAGAGUACUCACAAUUGUACUGAUAGAAGUGCUGGAAUUCUACUUGUGCAAGCUGAUGAUCCCACAACAGUUUCAGGAAGUUCUUCAAAGUUGAAAGCUGUAGAGAUUGCAGCUGCUUACUCUUCCUUAUCCUUUGGAAUAGGAUACUUUGGAAGUUCUAUGGAGCGGCCCAAGGUUUCAAUUCUUAGGAGUACAAAAUUGCAAAGCAAAACUGGUGUGGACCAUUUCGAAGCGCGAAUUGACCUUACUGGUGGAAAGCUGCUAUGACUAUCUUCUUUGUUUGAUAUUCUGGAUUUGGCCACUUAUGCUUUGACGUAGAAGAUCAUCUGUGUAUCAAUUGGUUACUAGUUGUACUCCAAAAGUUCUAAAGUAUUGGCUACUCUUCUACUGUUCACUUGUCAAACUACAUUUGGAUGUUUUACAUCAGCAGUACUUCUGAUAUGUUAGCUCUUUUCUCUGGUAUGCGAGAUCUUUCCUUCUUGCAAAAGAACAGGAAAAAAGAAA
Molecule: messenger RNA, 1663 nt
Organism: Prunus mume (Japanese apricot)
Lineage: Eukaryota; Viridiplantae; Streptophyta; Magnoliopsida; Rosales; Rosaceae
Product: N-terminal nucleophile aminohydrolases (Ntn hydrolases) superfamily protein
Biological process (GO): protein maturation
Cellular component (GO): cytoplasm
Molecular function (GO): threonine-type endopeptidase activity
Source: RefSeq, a predicted model, not a curated record